Caenorhabditis remanei is the source of this 414-nucleotide messenger RNA. RefSeq lists its product as uncharacterized. The transcript is spliced from 5 exons. Lineage: Eukaryota; Metazoa; Nematoda; Chromadorea; Rhabditida; Rhabditidae. The record is from RefSeq and is a predicted model, not a curated record. Bases 1 to 414 code for a protein of 137 amino acids.
AUGAUUCCUCAAUUAACUCCAGAAGACGUACCAAUUCCAGUUAAGUCCUGUACAACGUGUAAACAUGAUGUUUUAAUUGUCCUAGACCCACCGACAGCCGAUUACGAGUCUACAUUCUCGCCACUUAUGGGCGCCGAAUGUACUGAAGGAAGGAUUUCAUUUAAGACAGUUAAUGGUGGAAUUUUCGAAUUUAUCGAAACGUUGAUGAUUCAACAGGAACAUGAUGACGCAUUGGUACUUAUUCUAACACACCAUCUGAUGAGCGGAAUGUUAUCUGUGCUGACGACGGAACGUACAAUUUGGGUUCCCGGACGGGAAUCACAAAAUUUAUUGCAAGGUUUACGAGUUGUGCAGUAUGAACAUUUUCAUACCCAAAUUGUCUUCAAGAGUUUUAAUAUUAAUGAAUUCGUUUGA